AUGGGCUGCAGUGCCAGCCAGCCUCGGGGAUCUGUGACAAGACGCCUCGAGGGCCUUUCCGCCUCGGCUGCACGCGAGCUUUUGCUUCGAGAGCUUCGACAAGGCUUAGCCGCCGAUGAGCCAGACUCCUCCGGAGAGCUGCCUCUGGCAGCUGUGCUCCGACUUGAUCAACCCUGCCCCGCUCUGGAAGUGCUUCUAAAAGCAGGGGCUUCUGCGAGCGACUCACACAUUGCCGAUGCACUCUUCGCACGACUACGGCUUCAACGAUCGGCGAAUAGAAACACAGUCCAGCUUCUGUUGGAGAGUGGUCUGGAUGCCAACUCGGCGGACAACAGCCCUGGGUGCUCCCGUGACACUCUGCUCGUUGCUUCGGUCCGGGCAGGAGAGGAUGGGUUGGUGGAGGACCUUUUGGCUGCCGGGGCAGAUGUAAAUGGAGCAGAUCAGCAUGGCAAUACAGCACUACACGUCGCUGCGGCCAAAGCCAGCGAGGCUGUCGCAGAGCGACUGCUCCGAGGAGGUGCAAGUGCUACGGUGAAAAACGCAGAUGGGCAUUCGGCAGUAUUGUCGGCCCGCCUCGGGGCAAUUGCGCCGGCACUACGGCUUUCCGCAGCAGGAGGAUGGGCCUCCAAAGAGGUCUUGUCAGCCAAGGUUGCUGGAAAGCUGGACGCUCGCGUUUUGGACGUCGGGGAGGAGGUUUGGAGAUGUCCAAUAUCCAAAGAGUGCUGGACAGGGUCUGCUUCUCCUCCAACAGCACCAAGGAACCACCAGGUGGCAGCGAUGUUGGCGCAAGCAGCUGGAGAUGCGUACAGCCUGGCAGAUGCCGUCGAAGGGGCAUGGCUCGCUGGGCAGGUUCUUUGUCAGAUGUCGAUGUCGUUGACUUCAGAUCUGCUGCGCAGCGAGAAGUCUGAUUUGUCACGACAGAAAUCAACAAGGGAGCGAUCAUGGCGGCAAGCUCUUGAAGAGAAUAUCCCCAUUCUGUACUGGCUUCCGCGCUACCCUCUCGAGAACUUGCAGCCGGACUUUGCUGGUUCGAUCACACUGGGAUGCAUUCUCAUAGGCCAAUCUCUGGCACAUGCAAACUUGUGCAUGGUGAACUUGAUCAAUGGCCCUUACAGCUGCAUGCUUCCGCCAAUCGUUUACGCCUUCUUCGGCACCUGUGUACAUGCCUCUGUGGGCACUGGCGGACUGGUGAGCCUGUUGACCGGCGAGGUCUUGGCACCACUGGGGGACCUCGAGGAGCGUACGAAAGGGGGAAAGCUUCGAGUCGAGUGCCAGAGUCAGACUCCAGCCAUGGCGCAGUGCGCAAUUUGCCUGGACGUUUGCUGCGGCGACGUGUCAAGCUUGACUUGUGGGCACCGCUUGUCCGACACUCAGAGACUCCCCGGGACUCAGCAGCUCUUCACAGAUCUCGUGGGGGUAGUCCAAGGCACAAAGCCUGCCUGCUUGAGCUGCGUCGGCAUGGCGUGA
Molecule: messenger RNA, 1467 nt
Organism: Symbiodinium sp. CCMP2456
Lineage: Eukaryota; Dinophyceae; Suessiales; Symbiodiniaceae
Source: the annotation of a GenBank genome assembly